Phytophthora sojae is the source of this 4962-nucleotide messenger RNA. RefSeq lists its product as hypothetical. The record is from RefSeq and is a predicted model, not a curated record. Gene Ontology annotation, molecular function: small GTPase binding. The transcript has 15 exons. Lineage: Eukaryota; Oomycota; Peronosporomycetes; Peronosporales; Peronosporaceae. The coding region runs from base 1 to 4962 and encodes 1653 amino acids.
AUGGCUGAGUCGGGUCGCGCAGGAAUAGGCAGGCAGGAGCAGCAGAAGAAGCUUGAUUCAAGUCGUUUCACGACGGCGCUAUACAUAAACCCUCAACGGAAGUCUGGCUGGGGCGAGAUUUCUCUCCGUCUGCCGUGCAGGAUCCCGCGCGAACGGAGCGAUCGUCUCGCAGAACUGCUCCAUCCUUCCUUCCGUUGUGCCGAUCGCUGGAAAUCGCCCCCUCCAAGGAAAAGGAUGCCGCGGAUGUUCAACUUCUCGCUGCGCCACAGCAGCGACAAAAGCUUCUCCGAGGCAAUCAUCGACCAAAUGUGCCAGGACCUCGCUGCCGAGUCGGACGACAUCAUCAGCCAGGCAAAGAACGCGCUAGCACGAAUGCAGUGCUACGAGGGGUGUCUGCACCUGAUCCAAAAAACUAUUCGCGAGCCGCACAAUGAGGACCUCAAGGCGGAGCUGAUCACAAAGUUGGCUCCAAAUAUCAGCACGAUCCGAGGUUUCUACGAGCUCGCCAUCGAUAUCGAAACGAUUUUCGCGGCGCUAGUCCAGAUAUCCAGCCAGAAAUCAACCAAGAAGGCGGCAGGUUUCCUGAUGGAAAAGAUUGCGAGUCUCGUAGAAUUCGCCGUGAGCUUCGACAGCCUCAAGGCAAAGACGCCCGACAUUCAGAACGACCUGAGCCACUUCAGACGGUUCAUUGCAGUAAACGCCGCGAUCUCGAACCAACUCGAAAGCCUCACCGACGCCCCGCUCAAUGCCAUGUCAUUUUUCGUGGCCGACCACGUCCCCAUGCUGAAGGUGCUGGUCCGAGCGGUCGAAAUCGCCAUGACCAAGGAGCCGGCAGCAGUAGACGUCUCAGCUAUGCUUGCGAACUCCCGGUGUUCCUCUAUGUCCGGUAGCAGGCCAAAGGAUGGUCGACCGAUGAUGAACUACCUGCGCGCCAUGACGGGCGCCAUCAUCGUAUACGACCACACCGCCCUUCACGGCGCGUUCAGCUCCAAGUCGGAAGUGAAGAUCAAGCGGUGCGUGAAGGAACUCGUGCAGUGGAAACACAACGCCCACGGAGCAACAUCGGAAUUGCUCAACACCAUCAAAAAUUCUACCUCCUUCUUCCAGAAGCUGCCGGCUCGAGGAAAGAUGGUGAAGCUCUUCUGUGCGAUCGUUGGCGUGGCGGGCAGCGCGUUCGAGGUGGAUAUCGACGAGGGUGCAUCGCUGCAGCUCUUCCUGGCGCAGACGGCGGACGGCGCGUGGCUCGAGUCCGACUCAGAAGAUGUGAAGAAGCUGAAGAAGGGCGAGAAGACUGUCGCAGUUGAGGCUUUAACAAGCGAAGAGAAGGAGCUACAGGCGGAGUCUGGCCUGCAGAAAGUGUUGAAGGGCAUGCAGAAGCCAUCAACGGACCAGAUCCACGUGCUGGUGGUGGUUCCGGGUCAUGAAGACAGUAAGUACCGCUUCUACCAAGGCAAGAACAUGGAGUCGCACCUCUACGAGGGAAUUCAGCCUGCUGAGUUCUACGACAAGCUCGAGAACGUGCUCGCAACCCAGAAGUCUGCCUUCAAGGUCAACAUCGCUCUUGGAUACAAGCUUGUCAGCAGAACUGAUGACAGCGAGACUCGCUACUUCCAUCCGAAUAUUAGCAACACGUCUGUAUUUAGCACUCCUGUAGCUAUCAACAGCAAGGCUGAUAUUCGUAAGAAGGUGAUCUCGGAGAUUCGCUCCAUGGAGUUGGCUGACAAGCUCAACUACCCCAGCUCCGGGUACAUGGUGAAGGGGAUUACUGACUUCAAAAUCUAUAUCUACCAACGCGACCAUGCUCUGGGUGAUAGCGAGGCUGUCAUUCCUAAGGUGAUUCGUGAUAACAAGCACGUCAUCAACUUCCCCAAGACGAACAGCAAGUGUGUCUUCCACUGCAUUGCUUAUCACAAGCAGGAGGGAGCCAAGAAGGAUCCUCGCAGAAUCCAGGCUCUGGUGAAACAAGCCUUCAAGCAGUACUGUUCGUACAAGGAGAUCACCUACACUCUGGGUCUGUUCCGCAAUUUCAAGCCUAUCGACAUUCUCCAAUUCGAUGAGCUUGAGGAGUGCUUCAAGCUGAACAUCAACGUCUUCAACAUGGAUGUUGAGACGGGCAAGGUUGAAUGCAUUCGCUGCUCGGACAAGGACUAUGAUUCGAUCAACAUCCUGUCGCACGAGAAUCACGCUCUCUACAUCACGAACGUUGAUAUGCUCCAGCAGAAGUACCAAUGCUCUACGUGUGAGAUGGUGUUUGUUAGCUCUGAUAAGCUACGCAACCUCACUAAGAACCAAUGCGAACUCGUGAACAUCGAAUCGUUCCCAGCUCAGCCAACCAUCUACCAACCCGCUCCGAACAGCAUUCGUUCCAUGCUGACUAAGUACUCCAUCAAGGAUGCUGACCAUUACAUCGAUCACUUCAUUGUCUAUGAUUUUGAGGCUAUCCUCAAGCCUACGGGUGUUAAAAACGGAGAGAAUACUAUCUUCACAAACGAACACAUUCCUGUGUAUGUUUCCGUGGCCGACAGCUUGACUGAGGAGGUGCGAUGCUUUGUCAGCGAUGACCCGAAGGAGUUGCUCAAGGAUAUGUUCCAGUACAUCAAGGAAGUUGCGGCUAAGAUUCAGCAGUACAACGUCUCGAAGUACGAGUCUUUGCUCCGCAAAAUCAUCAAUGUCCAUGGUUUGACUGACGCUGAGGUUCCUGGUCUAGACUUGGGUAAGACGUACAAGAUGGAUGAUGUUAAUGCUUGGAUUCAGAACGGGGAGUUUGCUUGUUUCUUCGAUUUCCACACCAAGCUCACAUUCGGUAAGAAGCGCUCGGAUUAUGGCAAGCUGAAGCAGUGCAUUGGUCAGGUACCAGUAUUCGUAUUCAACUCUGGACGCUACGACAUCAACCUUAUCAAGGCGGACCUGUUUGCAGUCAUCGGUACUGACAAGAUCACAUCAGUCAUCAAGAACCCUAGCUACAUGUGCAUCGCCACGUCAGACAUGAAAAUGCUUGACAUUAGCAACUAUGUUCCAACAGGCACCGGCUAUGCAAAGUACUUAUCGACAUAUCUCGGUGAGUGCAAGUGUGAUGACAAGAUUCGAUGCGUCUGUGGCCUAGGAAAAGGCAUCUUCCCGUACGAGUACAUUACUUCAUUUGACGUACUCAGUCAGCCGGAAGUCCCUCCUAAGUCGGCGUUCGACAGUGCUCUUCGUAGCACUAGCAUCAGCGAUGAGGACUAUGCGCGGGUACAGUUCGUCUGGGAACACUAUGGCAUGAAGUCAAUCAAGGAUCUACUCAUUUGGUACAACAACCUCGAUGUAGUACCCUUCAUCAAGGCCAUCAAAGCCCAGCGAGAACUAUUCAAACGUUUCGAACUUGAUAUGUUCACUGAUGGUGUGUCGCUACCUGGUCUCUCUGAGAAAGUCAUGUAUCAGACGUGCUUCAACAACCUCCAGCAACCAAGUAAGGAGCCUGCUGAAGCGUUUGACUUUCCCGCUAGUCGCUUAAGUGGAUAUAAGACCCAGGAUGCUGAUGCCGAUCGUGAAUUCAAUAUGACGCUAGAACACCUCAACGACUUGCUAGAGCGACAAAAGUACCUGUGUGGGCUAUGCUACAAGCAACUCACAGCUGAUACUGCCUCGGCUGACCGAAUCAAUAACAAGCUCGGACACAUCGAUGAGGAGAAGGACAUCUACACCAAGAUGAAGGCGAACAUUGCUGGUGGUCCUUCUAUCAUCUUCAACAGAUACGCGAAACGCAACGAGACCAAGAUUCGAGGGGGUAGGAUCUGCAAAAAGAUCAUCGGCUACGAUGCUAAUGCUCUGUAUUUGUGGGCUCUUGGUAAUGAGAUGCCAUGUGGACGGUUGACUACCAUCGAAGCAUACACAGGGAUCGUCGAUGAUAUUGUAAAUGACAAGAUCUUUGGCUUCCUCGAGUGUGAUAUCCGUACACCAGAGCACCUCAAACCCUACUUCAGUGAAAUGACCCCAAUUUUCAAGAACACCCUUAUCGACUGCAGCGAUCGGAGUGUCAUCGGUCAGCACAUGUUCGAGUACAACGAGGAGCGCAAGCAAAGCCGAGCAAAGCCGGCUCGCAAACUCAUCGGGAGCUACUUUGGCGAGAAGACCCUCAUUUAUGCACCGCUACUCAAAUGGUACAUUUCUCAUGGUAUGAAGAUCACCAAGACUUACAGCUUCAUCAAGGCUAGCUCUCACAAGGCAUUUGCACCAUUCAUGGAAGCCGUAUCGAGCGCGCGACGAGAGGGUGAUGAAAAUGUUAAAUCCAUCUGUAAGAUCAUUAUUGAGAAGAUGAUGAAACUGGUUGGUAAUAGUGCGUUUGGUCGAUCUGGCAUGGACAUGAGCAAGCACAAGGAGGUCAGGUAUGAGUCGGACGAUAAGGCAAUCAAGGCCAAGAUUGAGCACUUCACCUUCCAUGGAAUGGAAGAGCUGAAUGAUUCAUGUGAAUUCACUAUGAAGAAGCGAAAGAUCAACAAUAAGAACCCAAUUCAUCUAUCGAUUGCAAUCUAUCAGCUCGCUAAGCUCCGUAUGUUGCAAUUCUACUAUGAUUGCAUUGACUUCUACUUCGACCGUUCGGAAUUCCAGUACCAAGAAAUGGACAAAGACUCGGCUUAUAUUGCGUUCAGCUGUGAGAAGCCAUUCUUGAGUGUAUCAAGCCCGAGCUUCCUGGGAUUCCUCACGAGCUCCCAAGUGUCGUCGUGCGAGCUGCAUGCGCUCCAUGACUGUCGCGAGCGCUCGACCGUGCCGUUCAACUCCGACGCUGUCCACCGCCAAGCCCCCUGCAGUCACGAAGUCGCCGGCCGCGUCCAAGUCUCAGGCGACGCUGAAGCAGCAGUGCGCAAAGCCACCAACGUGGCCUACGAUCGACUCGUCAAGAAGACGCAGCAUAAAAGCAAGUGUGAAGCAACUAGGCAGAUCUUUGGCGUGGGCAAUCAAGCCAGGCGUCGGAAGAAGAACUGA